AUGUCUGCCACCACAUCCCCCAACGAGUCUCCCAUCGCUACACCCAUUCAGCCUCUUCACAACCCGGCUAACGCAGCCCAUGUUGUGGUGCCGCAAGCACCAUUAGGAAAUGUCGUAAAUCAAGUGCCAGGUAUGGGGGCGAAGGCAUUACUCGCGAAAAAGAUGGCCAAAAGCCAAAGUGCUGCCUACCAUUCACCAACAGACAACCUCAUGACUCCCGUUACACAGAAACUGAAUGCUGUGAAGAAGAAACACUUUGCCAAGCCUUCAAAACCCGUUCAGUUGUUUGCACAGAAGGAGGAAAACAGCAGCGAUGUUGAAGCAGAAGAAACCGAGACCCAAGCGUCCCCGUUGGAAUCAACAGAACACAAAAUGGAGAUCGACAACGAUGAUGAGAACCCAUUCUAG
This is a messenger RNA of Lentinula edodes (shiitake mushroom), 408 nucleotides long. RefSeq lists its product as uncharacterized. Lineage: Eukaryota; Fungi; Basidiomycota; Agaricomycetes; Agaricales; Omphalotaceae. Bases 1 to 408 code for a protein of 135 amino acids. The transcript is spliced from 3 exons. The record is from RefSeq and is a predicted model, not a curated record.